Funneliformis geosporum is the source of this 147-nucleotide messenger RNA. The record is from the annotation of a GenBank genome assembly. NCBI's taxonomy places the organism in Eukaryota, Fungi, Glomeromycota, Glomeromycetes, Glomerales, Glomeraceae.
AAAAUCAUAAUAUGGCUUUGCUUUCUCAAUCAUUCAAUGAUCGAUUUAUAAAACAAUUUCUUCAUUCUGAAGAAGAUUUACUUAACAAUUUAACUAUUCAUUGCUAUAAUGCAGAUAUUCAUGAAAAACGGAAAGAUCGACAACUUA